CUGUGGCGAGCCGCGGGGCUUUUCUCCGCCCGCAGCGAGGGACAGGCCGGAGGGCAGCCCCCUUCCUCCCUCCGCGCCGAGCACCGCGCACAGGCUUCAGCAGCCCCCCCCUCCCCUCUUCUCUCCGCCGCGGCGGUGCAGAGGGUGCUGUGCCGUCAGGCCGCUCUUCCCGCCGAGCGGCGGUGGGAUGUGGCGGCGGGGGGCGGUUCUGGGGAAAAACCCGGGCUCCCAGUCCCUGUGUGCCUGCGGGCAGGGGCACUGGGGCCUGGUCUCCGCUGCGCUGAUGCUGCGGCUGGCCCUGUGCUUGUGCCACUGCUCCCGAGUGCUGUCAGACAUACCUAGUCUUGGUUCGUGUAAUUGGUGUGCCGUAGUGCUCUUUUCUAACUUGUUGAAAGAGUUAUCUUAGAGUAAAUCUAUACUUUAUAAAAUGAUAGAAACUUAUUUAAGACUUGCUUACUAGAGAAAAGUGAAAUAGGGAUGAAACAGAAGUCACGAUGGGGAAACCGGCUGAAGUCUGAAGUUUCUGCAGUGUGUCCUGUGUGCGCAUGGACGUGUCGGUCAGAAGAUAGGUGCUACUCUAUUAAACAGUGAUAGUUCUGAAAAGUGAAAUCUUAAAAAAAUUCCCACAGGAGGAGUUUGCUCCAGGAAGUGCAUAUGAUUACCAGGUACGGUCUCAGGGAGUUGAUUUUUCUUCCUGAAAAGGGGAGCUGUGAUGUCUGUGGUGCAUCAGCUGACAGCGGGGUGGCUCGUGGAUCAUCUCUCUUUCAUCAACCAGUGUGGCUAUGAGAUCUGUGACUCCUUUGCAUACCCUGGUGGUGUCACUCUCGAUACUUCUGUCACAUCUACUGGAGAUUGUCAUGCUACUUCUACCUUUGCUGCCACCUCCUCAUCAAGAGAUGGUCCUAUUCCUGGCCCUGGAGAUGUGAUAGAAACAGAAAGUAGAACAGCAAAAAUGAGAUACGUGUUUCGGGAGGAGUUCUUUGACGUUUCUAAGCCCCAUAUAGCUGCAGCUCCUGAGGAACAGCUGUGGCAGGGAUGCCCUGAGGUGAGUCUCACAGAGAUAAAGGCCAGCAGCAACAGAGAGGAACAUCGAGAAGGAACCAAGAGUGGCAUCAGAGAUUCUGUUGCCAGUGCUAAGAAGAAACGUAAAAGGAAAUGUGUGUUCAACCAAGGUGAACUGGAUGCUUUAGAAUACCAUUCAAAGGUCAGGAACUUCAUUUGGGAAGGCACUUUGCAUUUAGUCCAAGAAGGACUCAAAAGUGGUUUUCUUCACCGCAAUACUGCAGAACUCAGUUGCAGGAAGACUGUUGUUCCUGGGCACUUUGGCUGUGGGUUGGCUGAAUUAUGUGAAAUGGCAAAGAAGUUUCCAGCUGUGAAUGAAAGUGACCAUCAAGCUGUACAUGUGCUAGAUGAUGAAACCUCCAUUCCAGAGCAGGACCUGCUUUCGUGUGUUACAGAAAACAGCUCAAAUUCUGCAAAGAUAGUUGUGUUAAUGGGGCAGAAGUACUUGGUGCCACCAAAAAGCAGUUUUCUUUUAUCUGAUAUUUCGUGUUUACAGCCCCUGCUAAGCUACAAGAAAAAAUAUGAUGUAAUUGUGAUUGAUCCACCAUGGGAGAACAAGUCUGUUAAAAGGAGUAACAGAUACAGCCACUUGUCUUCAUGGCAAAUCAAGCAGAUUCCUGUACCAGCACUAGCUGCUCCAAAUUGUCUUGUAGUCACGUGGGUGACUAAUAGGCAGAAGCACUUACGUUUUGUUAAGGAUGAACUUUAUCCGUAUUGGUCUGUGAAAACACUUGCUGAGUGGCACUGGGUAAAAAUUACUAGAGCUGGAGAAUUUGUAUUGCCUUUGGAUUCUUUACACAAAAAGCCCUAUGAAGUUCUUGUAUUGGGAAGAGUUCAAGGAGAUGUAAAGGAAACCUUAAGGAAAUCUGAGGAUGUACUUCCAAUUCCAGAACAUAAGUUAAUUGUCAGCAUACCCUGCAGCCUGCAUUCACAUAAACCCCCUCUGACUGGGGUUCUGGCAGAUUUUAUCAAGCCAGAUGUGGAAUGCUUGGAGUUGUUUGCUCGGAACCUACAGCCUGGCUGGACCAGCUGGGGAAACGAGGUUUUGAAGUUUCAGCACAUUGAUUAUUUCACUCUUCUGCAGAAUGAAACCUAAGUUGGGUCUCUUGUGAAAAGAAUUUCUUAAUUGUGAAAUUCCACGCCUUCCUAGCAGACUCUCGAACUUGCCUUUAUUAGUGAUGGUGCACUCAGAAGGUAACAGAAAUAAAACCAAUCGCACUUCCGUUAAAAUUCUUGAAGUGACAGGGUAUCUGUUUAAUGGUAUCUCCAUUUGUACAAGCUGGUCCUUUAUUCUGAUGAUCUUGAGAUAUUUAAAUACUGAUGUUAGAGUGUAAGUCCAUCCCUGUUUUUUUCAAACCUCAAGAAAAGAAAGAUAUUUUAAAGUAUUCUCACUGCAGCUAUCAAAUCUGAGCAUCAUAAGUGCUACAGUUUUGUACUUGUAAUGUAUUAUUUUAAAAGAAUGAUAAUGUAUUAUUUUUAAAGAGAGCAGUGGAAGUAAACAGUUCUGAAUUACAUGUUUCCUUAAAGAAGAUUGUUAUUUGCAAAACAGUGAAUUUUGAACUAAAAUAAUUAUGAAGACAGUGUAUACUCCUAUAUGUUUGUAUCUGUCUGUCUACCUUAGAGGAAAUAAAAGGAGCAGUGCCUGGGUUAAUUGGCAAAUGAAUUGUUCACUGACCACAUUCUAUGUAAAAUUACUUUUUAAAAACAGUCAGCAAUUCCAUCUUUCUGUGUAUGGUGUUAAUUGUUUGAAUACAUUGUAAAUGAUCAGUCUCAAUAUCUUACAAAUUCUGCAUAUGAAACUGUUAAAUCUAACUGAAAUUUUAACAGAUUAUAAGUAUUUUAAAAAUUCUCUUUCCUUAUGUUCUUGGAACAUUAAAAAGCCAUGCCCGUGAGCUGUAUUUUUCAGCUAGCAUAAAAAUGUUAGGUUUUUUUUUUUAAGAAUGGUACACUUUGUGUGUCCUUUGCUGCCCUUAGAUUUGCUUUGAAAAAUAAAAAAGGAGACUUAAUGAAGCCUCUGCCACUUACACAUUUGCAGCAGUAGAGGCAGAGCUGCUGGACAAGCUGAUUUUCCUGAUUGCAAGCUCCCGAGUUCUGUUUAUAAUGGGGAACAAAAUGCAUUGCAUACCUUCCUUACAUGAAUUUCCCUUUUGGAAGUCUGAUGAGCUGUGGAGGUUUUUAAAUUAAGCUUUAAAUGUUAGCAGAUUAUUUUAAAAUAAUUUUAUAACAAAAAUUAACAUAAAAACUUGUCAGUGUCUUAUUUGCAGACCCAGUUUCUGUAUUACUGUUAAAUUUCACAU
This is a messenger RNA of Harpia harpyja (harpy eagle), 3359 nucleotides long. RefSeq names its product methyltransferase 4, N6-adenosine (gene METTL4). The record is from RefSeq and is a predicted model, not a curated record. Gene Ontology annotation, cellular component: RNA N6-methyladenosine methyltransferase complex; cytosol; nucleus. NCBI's taxonomy places the organism in Eukaryota, Metazoa, Chordata, Aves, Accipitriformes, Accipitridae. Bases 713 to 2158 code for a protein of 481 amino acids. Gene Ontology annotation, molecular function: site-specific DNA-methyltransferase (adenine-specific) activity; RNA methyltransferase activity; nucleic acid binding. The transcript has 8 exons.